This is a messenger RNA of Gadus morhua (Atlantic cod), 1916 nucleotides long. It is a transcript of the gene c9h11orf96, whose product is annotated as chromosome 9 C11orf96 homolog. Bases 293 to 760 code for a protein of 155 amino acids. NCBI's taxonomy places the organism in Eukaryota, Metazoa, Chordata, Actinopteri, Gadiformes, Gadidae. The transcript has a single exon. The record is from RefSeq and is a predicted model, not a curated record.
UAAAAGAGCGUAUUACUGCCACUCUGAGUAGCAUUAGUUCUAGCACGCGGUACCAAGCUCAAGAAAGAGAGAGCAGGAGACCGAAGAGACAGAGUUGAAACCAAGCUCAAUUUUGUUUUCUUAAUUUACUCAUUGGCUGUGGUUUCCCCUGGACACUGGACAUUUGGCCUGACUUUUCAAGUGAAGGAUUAUCAUUUUCCUGAAAGAGGAAGAGCUGAAGAGCUGAAGAGAUUUUUAUACUUCAGCAGUGGUAUUGAGAGCUUUAGGUUUUUAAAAAGAAGAAACCCAUUCAAUGGCUGCUGUGCGUCCGAGGCCAAUGGAAGCCUCUGGCUGCCACCUCCUGCCGGCCCACCUCCUGCCGGCCCAGCUCCUGCCUGCCCACCUCCUGCCGGCCCACCUCCUGCCGGCCCACCUCCUGGCCUCGGCCAACGAAGAGUUCCCCCAGCAGCUGCCGGUCCCCAAGGGCCCCGCCAGGUGCAAGAGCCGCUCCCGCCGGCCCCGGGAGGCCCGCUUCAAGACGCAGCCCGUCACGUUCGCGGAGAUAGCGGAGGUGGAGGAGGAGGGCUCCUCGCCCCUGGAAGAGGAGAGGGCUCGCCGCUCCUUCCUGCAGUCUUUGGAGAACCUGAGACGGAGCACCCAAACUCUGCACUGUCCGCCAGCCAGCUGCCACCACCACCACCGCCACCACCACAGCAGCACCACCACCAGCACGUCCCCACAGGGCAGCCUGGACUCCAGUGACUCAGACUCCGCUCCGUGAUUGGACAGCUGAGGGGUGAAGGACAUUCCACUACUGGUGGUCCCCCUUGCUGUACCUGACAACGCUUCAGAUAGAGGCCAGCUGAACCCAACAGGACUGUUAUGUCCAAGUGUAGCUGCAGCAGUCUUUGUUAAAAGUGGAAGUGUGCUUAUGCGGCUAGAUUAGUGCUAACACAUUGAUGUAUGUCUCUUAAUGCUGCAGAAUCGUAAACUGAACCAGCUCCGCUGGUUUGGCUAUGCUGAGACUGCUGUAAACGUAUGCUAAGUUUCAAUUAGCACGGCGACAUGAUGCUUGAAAACUCUUCUAAUAUAUUCCUAUUUUUCUACUGUGGAUCACUGCAAAAUGUAUACAGAUGGGGCAAGUGGUAUGGAUUGUGUUUCUCAAAAGUAAACAUUGUUUUCUUUCUCUGAAGCAUAUAUUCUCAGUGACUGCUCAUCCCAAUAUUAAGCUCUGCCAAGCACUCAAUUCAAACUGUUUCACAAAAGGCCAAGUUACUGUAACAACCAAUUAAGCCAAAGGAGGCAACACCUUCACAACACUAACUUUAAAUGACCUACGCGUUCACAUGCAUAGCCUAAAAACAAUGACAGCUUUAGGCAAACGUGAGGCAUGUAAAAAUAGACAGGUUCCACAAACAAAGCGGCAAUCCGCUACAAGUUAACACACUGGCAUAGCGAACGCGAACCGCAGCAAACUUGCCAGAUCCGCAAGCAUGACCAAAAAUACUCCCAUGCAUCCAGGUGAAACUAUUGGUUUCCGAUGUUAAUUCCCAAUGGAAAGGUGUCAGCUGGUGUCCUGAUUACCUACCCAAAGAAGCUAACUGUCCUAGCUAGCUCUUCUGAGACGUGCCGGCCUUGGGGCGACUGGCUACAGUGCUGAACUCGAUACAGUAUGUUAGUAAACUGUACGAACACAGUACAUUACUUACUUCUACUAAAAUGGAGCUAUCUAUGUCUUUCUUCUGCCUCUAUUUAUAAGCAAACGCCUUCUCAAAACAUAAUUAUUUUCAAAUGUUUAUUGUGGAACCAUUUGAUUGUUCUUUUAUUAUAAUUCCCAAUUUCAAACAUAUCCUUCACACUUUUCACUUACAUUAUUCAUAUAUUUUUAUUAAGUGGCAAUGUCAUAGUUUGUAUCUUAUAAUAAACAAUUAAAAGUA